Suillus bovinus is the source of this 1428-nucleotide messenger RNA. RefSeq lists its product as uncharacterized. The transcript is spliced from 2 exons. Gene Ontology annotation, biological process: vacuolar transport; ubiquitin-dependent protein catabolic process; metal ion transport. Gene Ontology annotation, cellular component: Golgi apparatus; endoplasmic reticulum; perinuclear region of cytoplasm. Bases 1 to 1428 code for a protein of 475 amino acids. NCBI's taxonomy places the organism in Eukaryota, Fungi, Basidiomycota, Agaricomycetes, Boletales, Suillaceae. The record is from RefSeq and is a predicted model, not a curated record.
AUGUCUAAUCGUUAUGCUCCACUUCCUAAUCCACGCACGGACCCAGAUUCAACAGAACUUGAAGCUGCUUUCGACGAGCAAGAUGACGACGACUACGACGGCGAUGAUCUAGAUGAAUCAAGUCCUCUGACUCACCCAAAUCCUUCGAAUCCUUCAACCUAUAAUUUCGAGUCUCCGAUUUGCGACUACGACCAACCUCCUCCUGGUUCUCCCCCACAACCAUCUUCUCAUGCUGUACCCAAUGAAUUUGGAAAUUCUAAUGGCAUAAUACCCGUCUUUACAGUAGACUCUUUGCCCCCACCCCCAACAGGGCCAUGGUGGAAGCGAACCGCAGCUACUAUUUUACCGUCUCAUUAUGUCAACAGAUGGGGUCUUACUACUGGGGCUAGCUCUCGCACUCCCAUUGGAGGAGGCACCAGAAAUGAUGGCGUAUUCAGUAACGUAGCUGCCAAACCAUCGCAAGGCGUACGUGUUCAGGAUGGAGACAACGUAUACCUUGUUCCAGAAGAAUCUUCCAACACAGCUCCUCCCACUUACGCAGCAGCUCAGGCUGAUGCUGCUCCCCCUUACCACACUCAUUCGAUCUUCCUUCCUUCUUCCGUCCAUGCGUCCCUCACUCUCUCCCAAGGCUGUGUCGUCGUAGAUGGCCUUCCCACAGGCACCCUUUUCUCUUUCCUCUGGAACGCCCUCAUCAGCAGCACCUUCCAAUUUGUCGGUUUUGUUCUCACAUGGGUCAUGCACACAACCCACGCCGCUCGCUACGGCAGUAGGGCAGGUCUCGGCGUCACUUUGAUCCAGUGGGGCUUUAACCUCCGUGCGCAACUAGAUAACGUAAACGGUGCACCUCUAGGCUCAGACCCAGCCGAUGCCUGGCCCACAUUUGCAAGCGCUCAAGACGCCAGUGAGUGGUUGGAUGCCAACCUCGAUCGUCUUAACAGCACUACAUUCGCUUCUACCGACCACAUGUCUUCCUGGUCCAACUCCGGAGAAGGAGAUGAAGGGAACAAUGGGUUCCUCACAAACGCAGCAGCCAGUGAAUGGCUUUCCUUCUUCCUCAUGACAGCCGGCUGGUUCCUCCUUCUCACAAGCGUUUUUGGUUUCUGGCGUGUUAAGCGCUGGGAACGCGGCAUUAUCUCGUCUUCCAGUUCUACCGCGUCACAGCCAACAACAGACGAGGAGACCAGGAGACAAUCACUCUUUGAGCGUCUCGGAAUGUUCCGCGUUCCCACACAAACAGCAUCUUCAGGUGCAGAUGGACUGGAACAGGUGUCUUCUUCCCAUGUAGGUGAUGACAUAGUUAGCAGGGAUACAGCGUUGGAAAUGCAAUCGCUCGUCCCAACCGAUCCAGACCAUGCACGUCGGAUCAGGCGAGCAAUCGAGCGCGAGCGCAGGCUGUGCGAAGACUUGCGCGCUGCAGGUCUCUUAUAA